CACCGUCGGUAUCCAAGCCAAUAAUUAUACAGCUCCUUGCCUCGAUCCCUCUCCUGCCACCACAUCUCUGCCUCUGCCCACCGCCUACUCAGCAUCUUCUUCUCCCUUCUCUUCCUCUGUUCCCCACCACCGACGACGACAUCGUCCUCCACGGCGGCCGGGCCACGUACGGGCACCAACAUGUCCCGACGAAUCGACCGCGUCCUCAGCGACCUCAGCCAUAGCAACUACCACACAGCAAAGGACCACGGCCUCCACCACCAGAGCACGAGCAACAACGACAGCGGCAACGCCGGCAAUGCCAAGCAUAAUCUUUUGCUUCUCUUCUCCAGCAUCGGCUCAUGGAGAAGAAGCAAGGGCAACGGCACAGGCGGGGCAGGGGCGCAGAACACGAAGCAGCCGACCAAGGGAACCGGCAAACGGCGAGGACUAGAAAUAGGCCAGGUGGUGAGAAAGUACGUGUCAAUGGUGGAGCAGCUGUUCACGUCUUAUUCCGGCAGCAGCUGCGAGAGGGAGAGGCGAGAGCUUCGGCAGAGGCCGCACUCUUUCACCUCCGGCCGCCGCGGUGUCAACGCUCAGCCCAAACGGCACAGGGGGAGUCUGUCGUCGGCGCCCGCAUCGCUGAGAGGUUCGCCGGCGAACAGCGGGCACCUCUCCGUGGGGGACUCGGUGAAGGUGUCGACGUCGUCGGAGGUGAGCACGAUGGAGGAGUUGCAGAGCGCCAUCCAGGCGGCCAUCGCGCACUGCAAGAACUCUGUCACCGUCGCCAAGCAGACCGGCGGCGACAGGUGUAAAUGUUGAGGCGGUGGUGUCUGUCUGUCUGUCUGCCUUUGCGUGUGUGAUACUUCGCAUCGGUACAUCACGAGCAAAUGUACGUGCAUGCAUGUACUGUACACGGCUCGGACUUGGCCGUGAGAAGUUUAAUGGUUCGGUGUGCGUUUAUCGGUGUGUGUAAAGCUGCAUGAGUGAAAGGAGAAAACGCGAGAUAAAUUUGUAGCGAAUGAUGUUUUGUAACAUGUUGAUUAUCUGC
This is a messenger RNA of Phragmites australis (common reed), 1030 nucleotides long. Its product is annotated as probable BRI1 kinase inhibitor 1. Gene Ontology annotation, molecular function: kinase inhibitor activity. The transcript has a single exon. The record is from RefSeq and is a predicted model, not a curated record. NCBI's taxonomy places the organism in Eukaryota, Viridiplantae, Streptophyta, Magnoliopsida, Poales, Poaceae. Gene Ontology annotation, cellular component: plasma membrane. The coding region runs from base 181 to 801 and encodes 206 amino acids.